Aspergillus ibericus CBS 121593 is the source of this 2292-nucleotide messenger RNA. RefSeq names its product DUF3176 domain-containing protein. The record is from RefSeq and is a predicted model, not a curated record. The transcript has 4 exons. Bases 415 to 2292 code for a protein of 625 amino acids. Lineage: Eukaryota; Fungi; Ascomycota; Eurotiomycetes; Eurotiales; Aspergillaceae.
UAUUUGCAGAGAGGGCAAGUCCACUUCUCGACUCCGUACCCCGUGACGAGAACGCACUUAGGAUCAACUGUUGCUCCGAAAAAGGAAGACAUGUGGCGGUGCUGCCCGACCCAUUGGCCAAUCAAGAUUGAGGGGGGAAAACUUCGCCGAUCGUCUCUCAACCGGGCGGUGGCGAUCUGCCGGGCUAAACCCGACGCGGUCAGGGGUGUUUCAGAGUGGCUCAAAAUGACCUCACCGCCUGCCUAAGCAGCUGGAUUUCCCCCCUCGGGGAUUGCCUCAAGCAGGAGUUAUCGUCGGCCAAGAUGGCCCAUCCCACAAAGCUUGAUUGCUUUCUGUCGGAUAUGAGAGCCAUCCCUCAACCAUCUUCUUCCUCCCGAUGUCCUUCGCCAUCCCUGCAUCCGGCCCGCCGUCAGCAUGAAAGCCCUCCAGGAUGAGUACGAUCUGGGAUAUCGCAAUCUCGACGACCGGGCGGAACCCUCCACGCGCCCGUUGUCAACCAUGCUGCUGCAACCCCGGACGGCCGGAUUCUGGGGCGCCGGGUGGGCCUGGGAGAUUGUAAGCUGUGUCCUUGCCGUGGCGGCCCUCGUCGCCAUCAUCGUGGUCCUCUACAACUAUGACGGCCAGCCUAUCCCGGAUUGGCCCUAUGGGAUCACUCUCAAUGCUCUGAUUUCGCUCCUGGUGACGGUCAUGAAGGCCGCUAUGGUCUUUCCUAUCACCGAGGGUCUGUCACAGCUCAAGUGGUCAUGGUUCAACCGGGGGAAUCGACUGAGUGACCUGUCCUUGCUGGACGCCGCCAGUCGGGGAGCGGUCAGCGCAACCUUUGUUCUGUUCCGCUUUCUCCCUCGACACAGUCACUUGGUAUCCAUGGGGUGCUUCAUUCUCGUGGUGGCCGCAGCCAUUGCCCCGUUUGUCCAGCAAGUCAUCAAUACCACCGCCCAGCCCGUUACGGCUCCCGACCAGUCCUCCAUCCGCGUCUGCAACACCAGCAGCUAUGUCGACUAUGGCGAGGGGUCCGGUCCGGGUAUGAACAAAGUUCCCCUGUCGACCACCGGAGCCAUCUACACCGGCCUUUUCCAGAGUGCAGGUCCCAACAGCAACGUGGUCACAAUGACCUGUCCCACCGGGAACUGUACGUUCGCCCCAUACCAGUCGCUGGGGUUCUGCAGUCGCUGCGCCAAUAUCACAGAGGACCUCACGCUGGGCAACACCUCCUCGACGAGUACCAUGGCAACCUACAACUACCAACUGCCCAACGGAUUCAGCUUCCACACCUCAUGGAGCUCGAUGUACUUGAUGAACGCCACCACCGGUCUGGACCUGAUUCGACUGCAGACGGACGACAUGCCGCUCAUUCUGAAUUUCACCACGAUCAGCGCCGCCGGCUACGGUGUUCCGCCGCAAAUCAGCGCGACCGAGUGCGCGCUAUACUUCUGCGUCAGAACCUACGAAGCGGCCAUCCAAAGGGGCCGAUACAAUGAGACGUUGACCUCCACGGCCACCUUAUCCAACAGCUCCGCUACGGAUAUCACUGAGGAUCUCACCCUGAUGCCCGAGACCUGCUACGUAAACGGGACGCAGCGCCCGAACCGCGACAACUGCACCUACUCGGUCAGCUGGCUCAGCCGGCUGGCCAUGUCCAACUCCGUGUCACCGCUGAUCGAGGGCCAGGGGUCGCUGUUUGUGAGCAAUCGGCCGUAUUGGUCGUCGGAUACCAUGCGUGCGGUGUACGGCGUGGAGGGCAACUAUACCGAUGUGAACUCGAUGUUUCAGUCGUUGGCAUCCGCGCUGACCACGCACGCGCGGUCUGCCGUGUGCGCCGCGUCGUUCAAGGGCACCACCUGGACGACCGAGUCGUUUAUUCAUGUCCAAUGGCCGUGGCUAACCCUACCGAUUGUGCUGAUGGUGCUGACCCUUGCUUUCCUCAUCACGACCGUGAUCCGUACCCGCAACCAGUUCAUCUGGAAGUCCUCGCCGCUGGCGCUGUUGUUCUCGGAUAUUGCUGUGGAGGCGCCGCACGCGUUCGAGCGCAGUCCAGACCUGAGUCAUAUGGAGGAGACGUCGCGGAAGAUGAAUGUGUGGUUGGAGACGACGAUGAAGGGGGCAAAACUGAAGGGGGUGGGCAAUACCACAUCCCUUCGCAGCCAAUACCCCUUUUCUGACUACUUGGCAGCGGCUUGGCAAACUGGAGAACCUGUAUACAAGAUCAGCAGCUGGAGUUUUGCUCAAGUUGCACCCGAAUACAACCCAGUAAACCUACAAUCGAAAUAUUCUGCGCACUCGCACUCAAUUUAG